GUCCAGACGGCGCAUAUAAUCGCGAGUAACGCACGCGGUGCGCCGGCGCCAUGAUCCUCGCAAAGGGCCUGUUAUACGUGCUAUUCGCUGUUGCCGUUUGCGCAAAAAAGGAGCGCCACAAAAAGCCUUUGGCAACCAAGAAGGGCACCAAGCUAAUACCGGCCGCAACGAAGGGCCUGCUAUGCUACAACUGCUUGUCCUACGACCACAAGGGCUGCUGGGACCCUGACCAUCCGGAUAAUGGCAACAUUACGGUACCGAACAUUGACUGCUACAUACCCGGCAUGGCGUUUUUAUGUUUGGCCAUCACUGCGGAGUCAGCGAAACUAGUGGAGACCGGCACAGAAAUCGGCCCAGUACGGGCCCGAACCUGCGUCCCCGCGAAAGACUUCAGCAAGAACUCAGUCUCGCACUCCAUGUGCAACAAACUGGGGAAGGAGCUUGCGGCCUCCGAGAUAUUUUCGAGGAUCUCGAUCUCUAGGCCUCGCUGUACGUUGUGUAACAAACAUCUAUGUGCCUCUGUUUGCUAGGUUAUCAUGUAAA
Molecule: messenger RNA, 543 nt
Organism: Cydia fagiglandana
Lineage: Eukaryota; Metazoa; Arthropoda; Insecta; Lepidoptera; Tortricidae
Exons: 4
Coding region: 51-530 (159 amino acids)
Source: RefSeq, a predicted model, not a curated record